AUGGUAGCCUUCAAACGCAAGGUCAAGAUCCCGGUCGUAACAGUCCGUGGUAUUUGCGAAGCAAGUCUUAGAGACGCCCUCCGGCCUACGAAGCUGGAGAUGGAUUCAGCCAAAUCUCAGUCCCUUUCCAGUAUGGGUUUACAGUAUGAGAGGAAUAUCAUAGAAAUGAAAAUGUUAGGAGUAUGGAUCACUCGCAGCGGUUCGCGGAAGAAGUACAUCAUACAGAGAGUUGACAAAGCCAAGAAGGUUGGAUUUGCCCUAGCAAGAUAUGCAAGAAAAACCUUCGGUGUGAAACUCUCCUGCAUAGUCGAUCUGUAG
Messenger RNA from Perkinsus marinus ATCC 50983, 318 nucleotides. RefSeq lists its product as hypothetical. The record is from RefSeq and is a predicted model, not a curated record. The coding region runs from base 1 to 318 and encodes 105 amino acids. NCBI's taxonomy places the organism in Eukaryota, Perkinsozoa, Perkinsida, Perkinsidae. The transcript has a single exon.